Anoplopoma fimbria (sablefish) is the source of this 4203-nucleotide messenger RNA. It is a transcript of the gene pik3r5, whose product is annotated as phosphoinositide-3-kinase, regulatory subunit 5. Gene Ontology annotation, molecular function: 1-phosphatidylinositol-3-kinase regulator activity. Gene Ontology annotation, cellular component: phosphatidylinositol 3-kinase complex, class IB. Gene Ontology annotation, biological process: positive regulation of MAP kinase activity; G protein-coupled receptor signaling pathway. Lineage: Eukaryota; Metazoa; Chordata; Actinopteri; Perciformes; Anoplopomatidae. The record is from RefSeq and is a predicted model, not a curated record.
UGUGAAGCGCAGGAGUCUCUGAGUGCAGCAGAGAGCUACAACCAGAACUCUUGCUUCGCCGCACUGCUCCGCCCGUGCCAAGGAUGUGGCUUUGACUGUUAAACCCUGAUGAAGUGUGGGGUGAAUGAAUGGCAGUGGCACUGAGCUGGGGAGACACUUCACCUUGGACUAUUCAGACAAACACAGAGGACAUGGACGCUGAACAGUAAACUGCAGAACCUUAUCGGUGAAGAUGCAGCACACCUCGUGCACGGAGGACAGGAUCCAGCAUGCUCUGGACAGGUGUCUGGACGGGCUGAGACAAAGCCCAACAGCAGCACAGCACUGGAACGUGCUGAUGCGCGGGCCGGGUCAGUCGAUGAACCGCUGGAGCUUAGAGGAGCUGGUGAAGAGGGACCCCGAGAACUUCCUCAUCCUCUUACAACAGAUUAUCAGGAAGACCAAAGAGGUUCAGGAGCAGUGUCAGUAUGAGCUGGUGGCUCCUCUCGCCAUCAUGUUCUCCUCCACGCUGCUUCAGACACCGUACUGUCCUCCAGACACAGAGCUGCUGGAGAAAGCUAUCGAGGUGUUUCGCUGCUUCCUCACAUGGCCUGAGCCUUACUGCAGUGUGUGUAGAAACCUCCUCACCACACUACAGCUGGAGAUCAAGGCCCCAGGGAUUUCCUUUCAGAGACUUGUGAGAGAAGAACAGUUCCUUAACACCCCCAGCCAGAGCUCCAAGACCAUGACCGUGCUGCUGAUGAACCCGUGCGAGGUGCCCGCUGACUUUCUCUCGGUGGGCGAGCAGCUCAGUGGCAUUCAGCACCCGCAGAGAGAGACCUACAUCACCCUGAUCAAACACGCCUUCCAGUCCACGCUAGGCACCAAGCACCCGCUAAACAGCAUCCACAGAGCCCUGCAGGAAAAAACUGUGAGUGAAUUGGGGGAGAUAUUCUCCGUGGUGAGUGAUGUCUUAGAGACGGCCGCUGCCAUGAGUGACCCUCUGAAGGGCCGCAGUUACGUGAUCGAGGGGCUUGAGCAGCUGAGGGAGAGCAUGACAAUACCAGCGUCCAACGGAAAGAAGUCUGAUGGAAUGCUUCAAACUCUUCCCUUGCCUACAGCCAAGUGCUACAUGUUUCACUGGGAAACAGAUAACUUCGAUGUUCUGAACACCCUUUUGGAACACGAGCCUGAUGACCAGGUCAUGAAUGGGCAAGCUGAGGAGGAAGAGGAGGAAGAUAUUGACGAGGAGGAAGAUAUUGAUGAGGAGGAGGAUGAGGAGGAUGAGGAGGAGGAGGACAAAGACCAAGAUGAGGAGGAACAUGGGGUGGAAUUGCCUUCAAUGUCUAUCAUCCCUUAUGGCUGCAUCCCCAACCACCGAGCCUCCACCUUCUCCACCAUCUCCUCCCUGUCCACCGCCUCCAAAGACUCCAUGUUCUCCACCUUGUCCGUAGCCUCGGAGUCCUACGCUCCGUCCCUCUACUCUGCCACCUCGGGCGUUGACAGUGACUACUUUGAAGAUUCUGACGACAACAACUGCUCCUCCCCCGUCGCUGAGAAGUGUUCGCCAAAGUAGCAAAGUUCGGCCCGGCUCAGCCAGCACCUGUACCGACUCUUCAUCAAACCCAAGAGCCCUCGGUCGCUGUCCCGUGCCAAGAGCUUAGGAAACCCAGAGUUGAAGGAGCUUUUAGUGGGGCGAGAGAAGCGCUCCAACUCUCUUCCACAGCAAGUCCAGUUACGCUGUGCUGAGCCCUUCCUCCAGCCACAAAGUCAAACACUCAGACACGUCUGCUUCCGACGGAGGCCCAUUCUCAGCAGCGAUGAGGACAGUAAGAAUACUACGCUGAGGGUGGUGGUGUUCGGCGCUGAUCGCGUGGCGGGGAAGGUGGCCCGAGCCUACAACAGCCUGAGGAGGAAGGAGAGUGCGUGUCCACGUCUCAGCAGGGCCUUCAAGCUCCAGUUCUACUUUGUGCCAGUGAAGAGGGACUCGGCUGCAGGGCCGGGGGGUCCCAAGUCUCCUGGUCCUGUGUGUCAAACUGGAACUCCAAAAGGGGCGGCCCUGUCUAAUGAUCUUCACACGGGGUCAGGGGACAGCACCAACGACAUUGCCCAUCUCCUCGGUAUGUUGGACCCCUGGUACGAAAGAAACACCCUUAGCCUGCUCAACCUGCCUGCCAACGUCGUCUGCCAGCAAACCUCAAAGACGGAGUCGGAGUCAUAUGACAGUUCCUAUGAGCAGCGUCUGCCCAUCCUGGCCGACUUGGUCCUGUACUACUGCCGCUACGCUGCCAAGCCGGCUCUGAUCCAGCUCUACCAGGCUGAGCUGACGUUAGCUUGUGGCGAGAGGAGGACGGAGGUGUUCAUCCACUCCCUGGAGCUGGGUCACACCGCAGGGACACGAGCCGUAAAGGCCAUGGGUGCUGCCAGUAAACGGUUUGGUAUCCACGGUGACCGAGAAGCAGUGCCUCUAACGUUGGAGAUGGUGUACAACAGGGUGGUGAUUAGCGGGAGAAGCCAGCGGAAGAGAGAAACCAAAAUCUGUACGUCGGUAAACUUAACCAAAGCGUGCAAGAAUCCUGAGGCGCUAGACUCAAAGAUGGAGUGCCUGCAGCUCACGAUGACUCAGGUCAUGAAGAAACAAAACUGCAAAAGCAAGAAGGGCUACAACCAGCAGCUGAGCGUGGUGGAGGUGAAGGUGGACAAGGUGCAGGUCAGCGGUACUGGAAACACAACCUUUGCUGUAUGUCUGGACCAGGAUGAGAAAAAAAUACUGCAGGGGGUCACCAGAUGUGACAUAUCGGUCUGCUACAAACCUGACAGCUCCACCGACUGGAGGCUAAGAAAAGAGCCGUCCUCAGGCCAAAUCCAGCCUCUCAACCCCACCUUCUGCUCCCUCCUCUGCCUGCCCAUAGUCACUUUCAGUGGGGCUCUUCCGUGAAACUACUGGCCUGACUGGUUUGAACUGGAUGGUUUCGUAAGAAAAUAUUCUGCGCACUUAAUUAUCCUCUCAAUAACAGACACUGAUGCUGUUGUCAAGUUCACGUGAUGGUGGCCUGAAACGGCAGUGGGAUGCAACACGAUGGAAACCGCAGACCUGGCCUGCGAUCGUCAAUAGAAAUACAUACCAAAGGACCGGAGAAACACAGAAUGACUACAUACAAUGGUUCUAAUGAUAUGCAGUCUAGCUUCCUCUGUACGAAGCAAUCAUUCACAGUGGUUAAGGAAACUGUUGAAAUUACAUUCUAGGGGUUUCAGUUCCUUUUUUCCUGCUGACAGAGAAGUGACCAUACAUACCCGCAGAUACAUUACAAUGUAAUUUGAUCAAACAGGGUGCAUCUUCACGUGUUGAAAUAAGCCUGGAUCCUACCAGGAGAUGGAAUGUUUAAAUGUGGACAUCGUCUUUGAGUCAAAGUUUGAGAACUCGACGGACAUGGACAUGGAGGACCAGGGGGAACAUUUUACAUCUCCUGACCAGACUGAACUAUGUAAUGCCUCCAUUAGCUGUGAUUACGGGACUAUGUGACUAUAUCUGAGAAUGGACACUAUGGACUUACACAAUAUGUAAAUAAGAUGUUUGUUAAAUAUUAUAUUGCAUGCUUUAACUUGAAUUUUACACCAUCAUGUUUUAUGUCUGGCAUAAAUGGGAAUUGAAUGAUUUCUCCUAAGGAGUUACUGUUUAAACUGGAGUUAUAACCAGCAGGGGGCUCUGUUGACAUUCCAACCACAGACUGUAGAUUCCAACCGACAGUGGAAGUACAGCUUACUUUAAUAAACAAGAGUUGGCCAUAGCUGUACUGAAGUUUCACUUUGUAAUAAAUGUAAUGACAUUUAUGUAAAGAUCAUAUUUUUAGCUCUUGCAAAGUGCUAACCUUUAUUUCACCGGGGGAAACAGAUGAAAAUUUACAUUUGAUAUUGUGGUGCUAAAAAAUACCUUUAUAAAAAGCUUUGCAUAAUGUUUGACAUUUCAAAUAUGUAUUUAAAAUUGUUGUUUUGCUGUAAAGGGAUAAUACCCUGAGCCCCUGACUGAGACUGAUAUAGUAGCACUGCACGUAAAAAUCUUGUAUGGAAUUGGAGUACUUGAUUCAUGAUUUAGGUACUUUUAUGUUCAGAUAAAUGGCCAACAUGCCUUCUCUGAUGGCACUGAUGCGAAUGCAUAUUUAUAAUUGUAUCAUCUAUGCAGCGGACACAUGUGAUAUUAAAUCUUCAAUAAAAUGUACGUCUUUA